GGUGCUGCCUUCUCCAGGGGAAGAGCCAUCUCCCGAAGACCUGGAGAUAGCUAAAUUAAUGUCAGGUGGUUGGUUAGGGGUGGUCAGGUCAUGGCAGUGCCAUGAAGAACGGAGAAUAAAUCCAAAGCCGUUCAGGAGGCAGUGUAACCGACUGAAUUUAGGAAAUGAGGGUCAGGAUGUCUUUCCUAUCUAGGCUGAUGGUAGAUGAUAGUAUCAUUUCUCCGGGAAAGGGAAAUGCAGGACGAAGAGCAGCAGCUGCUUUAAGAGGGAGGGGAAGGACAGAAUUCAGUCCGAAAUAGGAAUCUGAAGUGCAGAUGGGACUCAGACGGAAAUCUCCAGUAGGCAUCUGGAAAUAUGAAUUUAGUACCUGGAGAGUUGACUGUGUUGGGAUCGCAUCAGCAAGCAAUGGAAGCAUGUUCUGGGUUUUCUUCUCGGGAAUGGAAGGUCCGGGUUUCUACUGUUUCAGGAUCAAGCACUGUCCUUGUUCUGUGUCCUGGAUUUCCUUGUCUGCUCAGCAGAGCCACUUGGGAUAUUAUGUGUAUCGUGACAUGCUAGGAGAAAAAGGAGAUUUCAUUACUUCACCGGAAAUAAGUCAGAUCUUUGGGGAGCUGCUAGGUAUAUGGUUCAUUAGUGAAUGGAUGGCUACUGGGAAAAAUGCAGCUUUCCAACUGGUGGAACUGGGCCCAGGCAGGGGUACCCUCGCAGGAGAUAUUUUGAGGGUGUUCAGUCAGCUUGGAUCUGUGCUAAAAAACUGUGAUAUUUCCAUACAUCUGGUAGAGGUGAGCAGAAAAUUGAGUGAGAUUCAAGCAUUAACCCUGACUGAAGAGAAGAUCCCACUAGAGCGAAAUGCUGGAUCCCCUGUAUAUAUGAAAGGCGUUACAAAAUCUGGGAUUCCAAUCUCGUGGUACCGAGAUCUGCAUGAUGUUCCAAAAGGACACAGCUUUUAUCUAGCACAUGAAUUUUUUGAUGUCCUUCCUGUGCAUAAGUUUCAGAAAACCCCACAAGGAUGGCGAGAAGUAUUCAUUGAUAUCGAUCCACAAGUUUCUGAUAAGCUGCGGUUUGUUUUGGCACCUUGUGUCACACCAGCAGAAGUCUUCAUACAACGUGAUGAAAUGAGGGACCACGUGGAAGUGUGUCCUGAGGCUGGCAUUAUCGUUCAGGAGCUUUCUCAGCGCAUCGCGCUAACUGGAGGGGCUGCACUAAUUGCCGAUUAUGGUCAUGACGGAACGAAGACAGAUACCUUCAGAGGGUUUUGUGGCCACAAGCUCCAUGACGUCCUGACUGCCCCAGGAACAGCGGACCUCACAGCCGAUGUGGACUUCAGUUAUCUGCGCAGAAUGGCAGAGGGACAAGUAGCUUCUCUGGGGCCAAUAAGACAACAGAUGUUUUUAAAAAAUAUGGGCAUUGAUGUCCGGCUGAAGGUUCUUUUAGACAAAUCAGAUGAGCCAGCCAGGCAGCAGUUACUUCAGGGAUAUGAUAUGUUGAUGAAUCCUAAGAAGAUGGGAGAAAGAUUUAACUUUUUUGCCUUGCUACCUCAUCAGAGACUUCAUGGUAGAAGCCAUCCAAUGAAUGCAUGUCAGUCAAAACCCUCUGUGUCACCUGUGGCUGGGUUUGGUGAACUUGCCUGGCGGUGAUCUCAGUGUGGAUGUUUUACCCCUAAGUCUGCCUAAGAAAGCAAAAUAAAGGGAACAUGUUUCAUAUAUCACAGGUAUUUUAAUUAUGAGCAUCUCUGGUUCCAGAUACUUCAAACUUUUACCCGCUGUUCCUUAAGUGGUUGUCCACCAGUGCAUCAGAAUCAUUUGGGGUAUUUAUUAAAAUGCAUUCCUGGUAUCGUGCCAACUGGUGAAGUGGCAUCUCUGGGAUAGAGCCAGGGGUUUUCGUUUUGGUACACUCACCAACUGAUUAUUCCAAUAUUAGAGGUCUGCAGACCACACUGGCCCAGGAACUCUAAGAGGAACUCUAAGAGAAACCCUCAUACGUACUUCAGUUAGCUGUUCGUUACCAAAAAUUUCUCUCCAGGGAUUUGGUGGAUACAUAAAUGCAGCAUUUUGGAUUUGGUCAUUUAUAUCUUCAUCUUCAUUGAAAGGAAAUGUACCACUGAGGCUCACAUAGACGAUAACUCCCACUGACC
Molecule: messenger RNA, 2131 nt
Organism: Zalophus californianus (California sea lion)
Lineage: Eukaryota; Metazoa; Chordata; Mammalia; Carnivora; Otariidae
Gene: NDUFAF7
Product: NADH:ubiquinone oxidoreductase complex assembly factor 7
Exons: 11
Coding region: 315-1634 (439 amino acids)
Biological process (GO): mitochondrial respiratory chain complex I assembly
Cellular component (GO): mitochondrion
Molecular function (GO): protein-arginine omega-N symmetric methyltransferase activity
Source: RefSeq, a predicted model, not a curated record